CCAGCUGGAUUGCUUUGACUCUGGUAUUGCUAUACGGUAUUAUCAUUAAUGUAUAACACACUAGAGUCAAUUCACUAUCGGGUUUUCACGAAUUUCUCGCUCGGCCUUCACCCGGGAAGGGGAAGUGACGCUCUUCCGGUGUGAUGGCGGCACGGUGGAGCUUUAGGUGACGUGUGGAGACAGAAGAAGAAAACUGUCAAGGAACUCAGACCAUUGAGUACUUGUUUUUUGAACCAACUUGAGGAUUUAUCUGGUCAACAUGAAACGCUCCUCUGGUCACGACAGAAGGGAGAGCCACAGUGCACACCACCGGAACUCCUCCCCAGAAGACAGAGGUAGGGACCAAGAAAAACACAGAGAAAGGAAAAGGUCCCGGAAAUCCCCAUCUCCUGGAAGAAGAAGCCCAGAACAAGCAGUCACCCAGAGUUCUACUCAGGAAGAACCUACCAUGAAGAAGAGGAAGGAUGAGCAGGAUCCACUGCUUACCCGAACUGGGGGAGCGUAUAUUCCUCCUGCAAAGCUCAGAAUGAUGCAGGAACAAAUUACAGAUAAGAACAGCUUAGCGUACCAGAGGAUGAGCUGGGAGGCCCUGAAGAAGUCAAUUAAUGGUCUUAUCAACAAAGUCAACAUUUCCAAUAUUAGUAUUAUUAUCCAGGAGCUACUCCAGGAAAAUAUAGUCAGAGGGAGAGGACUGCUGGCCAGGUCCGUGUUGCAGGCACAGAGUGCUUCUCCAAUCUUUACCCAUGUAUAUGCAGCCUUGGUUGCCAUCAUCAAUUCAAAAUUCCCGCAAAUUGGAGAAUUAAUUCUAAAGAGACUAAUUCUCAAUUUCCGAAAAGGAUAUCGAAGAAAUGACAAGCCACUUUGCCUGACAGCUUCAAAAUUUGUGGCACAUCUUAUAAAUCAAAAUGUGGCACAUGAGGUUCUGUGCCUGGAGAUGCUCACUUUGCUGCUGGAGAGACCAACAGAUGACAGCGUUGAGGUAGCCAUCGGCUUCCUCAAGGAGUGUGGACUCAAAUUAACCCAGGUGUCACCAAGGGGAAUCAAUGCUAUCUUUGAACGCCUGAGAAACAUUCUGCACGAGUCUGAGAUCGACAAAAGAGUGCAGUACAUGAUCGAAGUGAUGUUCGCUGUACGGAAGGAUGGAUUCAAGGACCACCCUGUUAUUCUAGACGGACUUGAUUUAGUAGAAGAGGAUGAUCAAUUUACCCAUAUGCUCCCCUUGGAGGAUGACUACAAUCCAGAAGAUGUUCUCAAUGUUUUCAAGAUGGAUCCUAGUUUCAUGGAGAACGAAGAAAAAUAUAAAGCUAUUAAAAAAGAAAUUCUUGAUGAAGGAGACAGUGAUUCCAACACAGACCAAGAAGCCGGAAGUAGUGAAGAUGAGGAGGAGGAAGAGGAGGAAGAAGGAGAAGAGGAGGAAGGAGGACAAAAAGUAACUAUUCAUGACAAAACAGAAAUCAAUCUAGUCUCAUUUCGGCGUACAAUAUAUCUAGCAAUUCAGUCAAGUUUAGAUUUUGAAGAAUGUGCGCACAAAUUACUGAAGAUGGAGUUUGCUGAGAGCCAAACAAAAGAACUCUGCAACAUGAUUCUUGAUUGCUGUGCUCAGCAAAGGACAUAUGAAAAAUUUUUUGGAUUGCUAGCUGGGCGGUUUUGUAUCCUGAGAAAAGAAUAUAUGGAGUCAUUUGAAAGUAUAUUUAAAGAACAGUAUGAUACAAUCCAUCGCCUGGAGACAAAUAAGUUGAGAAAUGUAGCGAAGAUGUUUGCCCAUCUUUUAUAUACUGAUUCACUUCCGUGGAGUGUUCUUGAAUGUAUAAAGCUUAGUGAAGAGACCACUACAUCAUCUAGUAGAAUUUUUGUUAAAAUAUUUUUCCAGGAACUAUGUGAAUACUCAGACUCUGAGGGCAGUGAGAGCAGCUCAGAGUCUUCCAGUGAAGGAAGCGACUCGUCCUCCUCAUCCAGCAGUCAGAGCUCCGCCUCAGCUAAAGAUGCAAGAAAGAAGAGACGAGGGAAGACAAGAAGUGAAGAAGCAGAGAAAGCCGCCAGGGGCCGGCAGACACGUGACAGGAGGCGCGAAGGAGGAAGGGAGGAACAAAGGCACCAGGAAGGGAGGACUGAGAGAGCAAGGUCUGAGAGAGACAGAACUCAAAACUCACGAAAUGCUGACUGGAGAGAUCCCCUAGCAAAGUCCAUGGCUGACAGAAGCCUUCCUUCCCAAGAAAAUAGUUACAGUAGAGUUGGGAAUGGCCGAGACCAAGACCUGCACAGAGAGCUGGAAGACAAGCAUGGUGAGCCAAGGAAGAAGCGACGGGAGAGAAGAGAGUCUUUCUCUGAAACUGAGAAGCCAAGAGCCCGAAAUCAGGACAGUGAAAGAGUCAGAAGGAAAGAUCGCUCUAAGUCCAGGGAAAGGAGUAGAAGACAUUCAGGCCAUAAAAGUGAUGACGACAGGUAUCAGAAUGGUACUGAGAGACGAUGGGAAAAAUCUACCAGAUACUCUGACCAUUCAAGAGAAUCAAGAAAUCACGACCGGAGGAAAGAAAAGUCCCCAACAAGACAAAAAUAAUCCUAAUGACAUAAGAACAGGCCUUACACUCACUUCUGAUGUCUUUUCUACAUUGAUGGUUUUAUAGAGAACUCUUGUAUAAAGUACCUGUUUGUAUCUGUAAAUUUUAAAGAUGUUUUCUUUUUGACAUGUUUUAUAAUUGAUAACAUCUCAAGGUCCUCUGUAAAUCUUAAAGAAAAGGGUCUCAACAGAGGGGUAAGUCUUACCUUUUGUGAAUAAAAGGAACAAAAAUG
This is a messenger RNA of Peromyscus maniculatus bairdii (prairie deer mouse), 2790 nucleotides long. NCBI's taxonomy places the organism in Eukaryota, Metazoa, Chordata, Mammalia, Rodentia, Cricetidae. The record is from RefSeq and is a predicted model, not a curated record.